ACUAAAAUGUUAGCUGCUGGGCUGAAAGGGUUUACUGAGUACGAGGAAGAGUACACUGUAUUGGAAGCACUAGGAAAAGGAAAGUUUGGAGUUGUGUACAAGGUUGAAGAUAGAAGUAGAGGAAUAUAUGCUGCUGCUAAACAUAUAAAAACAAGAACACAACAUGAUAGAAACAGGGUGAUGGAGGAAAUAGAAAUACUGGAGAGCUUAAAGAAUCCAUUUAUUAUACAGUUUUACCAAGGAUUUGAAUCCAGAAAGGAGAUGAUUGUUGUCACAGAGUACCUUGAUGGAGGAGAACUAUUCGACAGAGUUGCUUCUCAAGAAUAUAUUCUUACUGAAGAUCAGUGUAGUUCAUUUAUCAGAAGAAUUUGCAAAGGACUGGAAUACCUUCAUCAAGCUCUUAUUGUUCAUUUAGACCUUAAGCCCGAGAAUAUAGUUUGCAUCAACAGAAGUUCAACGGAUAUAAAGAUUAUUGAUUUUGGUUUAGCUAAAAAACUUCUGCCCACUCAGGAGAUAAAAGUGAUGUGUGGUACCCCGGAAUUUUUAGCUCCUGAAGUGCUUAAUUUCGACCCCAUUUCAUUCACAACAGAUAUGUGGGCUGUUGGUGUUAUAACAUACAUUCUGGUUUCUGGAUUAUCUCCUUUCCUAGGAGAUUCAGAUCAUCAAACAUUUGCAAACAUUAUCCGAAAUAAUUACACUUUUGAGGACACAGAGUUCGAGGGUAUUUCUGAAAACGCUAAGGUUGGAUAUUUUAAAUUUAAGGAACGUUUACGAAAAUGAAGAGAGGGAUGAGAA
Molecule: messenger RNA, 795 nt
Organism: Eurytemora carolleeae
Lineage: Eukaryota; Metazoa; Arthropoda; Copepoda; Calanoida; Temoridae
Product: myosin light chain kinase family member 4
Exons: 9
Coding region: 7-780 (257 amino acids)
Biological process (GO): positive regulation of apoptotic process; protein phosphorylation; intracellular signal transduction
Cellular component (GO): nucleus
Molecular function (GO): protein serine/threonine kinase activity; ATP binding
Source: RefSeq, a predicted model, not a curated record